AGGCUGGAAGAGAAGAGAAGAGAAGAGAAGAGAAGAGAAGAGAAGAGAAGAGAAGAGAAGAGAAGAGAAGAGAAGAGAAGAGAAGAGAAGAGAAGAGAAGGAGAACUCUUUAACAAGAAGAAUAAGAAGAAUGGGAUAGAAACAGCAAAGGGAAAAACAAAAGUUCUAGUUGAGAUGGACUGAGGCGAGCCAGAGAUACAGAAAGGACAUACUAGUGGAUAGACAUGGGCAGAGAGCGACUCACCCGGGGAUUGUUGCUGCGUUUGGUUGUUCUGCUCACUGCUGUGUGUGUGUGCAUUCAUGUUUACCUGGAGACGCGUUGGCGGGAAGCACCUGCACCCCUGGGACGUCCCACCCAGUCUAGUCAGAACUGGGGCCAACAAAGCAGAACAAAACCAGAUGUGGAGGAGCAGGACAGAAGCAUCAAAAGGAGAAUCUCUUAUGUUCGGACGCUAAAGAAGGACAGCCAAGCUAAGAAGAGGGACAUAAACAGAGAGGACCCCUCACCACCAUGCUGCCCACCUCUCCGCCCGCACAGAAAGACUCCUCGGUGGCAUAUAGACUUGGAGCACUGGGCCGGUGAGAGUCAUUCCCUGGAGGAUGAAGCUAAAAGGUUCCUCAACUACAUCACAACACCACAAUGGUGGAACGUAAUGGAAGUGACGUGUGCAUCAUUGGCCCGUGAGGAAGCUGCUCAAGAGGGGACCAAAGGAGCCUGGGCUGCAUGUGUGGACCCCAAGUACAGCCUGACCCACAGAAUACAAAGCAAACACUGCAGGGUUUACUCUUUUGGGUUGGGUGUGGACGAUCGGUCCCUGGAGCGUUCUCUCGCCAGGGCAGGAUGUGAGGUCCACUGCUUUGAUCCCAGUCUGAAGCAGUCUCACCUGCAGCAAGCUGAAAUGUGGCUUCAUCGGCUCUCUGUAGACUGGAGGGAUCCCAACCCGGCCAUUGUCGCCCAGCGUCAGUACGCCAACACCAAAAAACUGGCCACCAUCCUUAAUGACUUUGGACACAGACAGGUGGAUGUAUUGAAGGCGGAUAUGGAGAGUGCAGAGUGGAAGAUUUUGGAGAAUUUCAUCCUGGAAGGAGUUCUGGACUCAGUGGGUCAGCUGUUGUUGGAGCUUCACCUGCACUGGGCGGGCUUUGAAGUGGGUGGCGAUGACCCAUCCGUGGUGCGGUACUGGUUCAGCCUGCUCAAGGAGCUUGAGCACGCCAACUUCCGCCUUUUCCACGUCCACAGCGACCCUGCCAAACCUCACCUCUUUCUGCAUAAGAAUGUCCUCAAUGCCAGCAGUGCUUACACCCUGAGCUGGGUGAACACAGAGUGGAAGCCUUGAGGGAAGCCAGACUGGGUGACUUAUCUUGGCUGGAGCAGCCUCUGAAUGGAAAUGUACAAGUUUAUGUAACAGUUUUAAGUCAGAGCACACAUUCUUGCUAGAGCACGGCUGCUCUUAUCUGGCCCGACCUUUGUGCAAAGCUGAAAUCCCUGCUCCUACUUAUCCUCCUGCUCUUCCUCUCCUGGCCUGUAUUGACUUCAGCCGUGUAGAGGGGCAGAGUAAUUGCUUCAGGAGGCAAUCUGUGUUCUACCUCAUAGUGGCGAUGUUGUUGGCUGCAGGUCAGCAUCUGAGUCACAAUCACCCCUGUCAUCAUAGUCCGAUCUGAGCUUGGCUCACAGCCAACCUUUCCAGAUUACAGUAGUGUGCAAAGGCCCACAGUCCUCUCAAUGGAACAUGAAUUAAGGACAAUUGAUAGAUGGUGUUGAAGAGGGUAAGUAGAUGAAAGAUCCUGCCUCAUUGACAGUAAGUGGAAAUUUGUGGGAGGCAAUUGGAGCUGCUUAAACAGAAUGAGCAUGUGCAGAGGAAUGGAUAAUAAAGAUAAAGAGAUGGGCUCUGACUGGACAAACAGACGCUUCCCUGAAGUUGAACCCAGAUUUAAUUGUAUCUUGAACACAAAACGUGACAAUAAUGUGAAGAACAUAACAGAUGUCUCUAGAUUUGUUCAUUGUGUUUGUUGGAUAUUUGAAUGAGGAUGUGUGGGCGAGUGUGUGGGAAAAAGACAAAGGAAAGAUGAACUCCAAUUACUUUUUUCUCCAUAUUGCAGUUGUUUGGUUUAUAAUAGAAAACAAUUAAGCAUUUUGUGUAACUGUCAGUUAUUUUCCUCCUUCAGUUUUUUUCAGGUGUUCAAUUGGACUCAGUCCACUAUCUGCUGCACCAUAACUUGCACUGAGCUGAAAAUGUAUCCACAUUCAAAAAUUAUCCAAUUAAUGUAAUUUGCCAAAUAUGUCAAUGCAGUUUAAUAAAGAAAGGAAAAAAGAAA
Molecule: messenger RNA, 2316 nt
Organism: Perca fluviatilis (European perch)
Lineage: Eukaryota; Metazoa; Chordata; Actinopteri; Perciformes; Percidae
Gene: mettl24
Product: methyltransferase like 24
Exons: 6
Coding region: 225-1337 (370 amino acids)
Source: RefSeq, a predicted model, not a curated record